AAAAAAAGUAAAGUACACCAAAAGUAGAGCGAGGGAGUUGACGCUUCGUCGAUUUAAUUUAAAUUAAAAUACCUAUUUGUGAGAAAUGAUUGUGAGCAUGUUAUUUUCCACGCAACUGGUUUAGUCACCUAUCUUAUUAUUGAAGAACCGUUCUAAUUCGCCGGCAUGUUUUGUCUUAGAAAUGUCAGAGAUAAAGUAUAAGAAUCAAAUUUUGGCUGCAAUAGAUCAUUUACGUGCUCGGAAGUCGAGACCAGACAUCAAUAGGAUCUGUAAGUUCAUGAUAAAGUGCUAUAAAGUAGCUCCCAAGGAUACUAAAGCUGACCUAAAACGCUGUUUAAAGGAAAAAAGUAUAUUUAAAGUAGACUACAAAGAUAAUGUAAGCUACAGAAACGCUGCUAAGUGGCGAAAAAAGUCGAAUCUCAGUGACAACAUGGCGGCAACUAUUGCAACUAACGAGAGAAGAAUAAUAACAUCAGCAAUAGCAACACUAAUUUAUCAAGAUCAAAGUUACUUGGAAAAUGGUAUUGGAUUCGAUGACCUUAUCAAAGCAGCAGUUUCCCAAGAAACUAAAUAUACAAAGAAACAGCUGGAAGCAAUGGUUAACAAAGAACUGGCUACAGGAAGUCUGGUGAAAUUGCCUAACGGCAAUUUGGCUCUUGGCCCCGCUGAUCAUGAUGGUGAUAGUUCAGAUAGUUUUAAGUUUGAAUAUACAAUGGACUCUAACACCAAAAUGACUUCUUCUGCCAACUCAUCAUGUCGAUCGUCACCUCAACGAAUGAGAGGUCGCCCGAAAAAGAGGGGAGGAGCUAAUUCAAGCACAACAAGUAACAGCAAUACUCGUAAUGCUGGCGUGAGAGUAGGCGAGAGGCGUAAAAUGGCCAAAAAAGUAUUUGAUCCAUCUGAUAAUAAUCUGCCAAGCAAACGUAAAAGAGGGAGACCUGUUGGUUCACUCAACAAAAGUACAAUAAAAAAAAGACAGAUGGGAGGUCCUAAAAGUGACAAAGAAGGCACUCCUUUAUCUGACGGUGAAGGAGAAGUAAGCGCUGAAGAAAUUGAACUUGAAGAGCCAAUACCGCAUGAAACAUCAGGAGGUGUAUGCUCCGUUUGUCUUGUACAGAAGCCUCGUGGGUCCAGCGAUAGGCUGGUGGAGUGUCGCGACUGCAAUAAUAAAGCUCACUUGAGUUGUUUGCAAUCAGGUUCUGGCAUACUCAAACCCAGGCCUGAUAACACAUGGCAAUGCCCCCAUUGUAAAACAUGUGUUGUUUGCUGUGAAACUAAUGAUGCUGGUAUACUAACUGUAUGCAGUAUUUGUUCAGAUGCAUAUCACGCACUUUGCCACACGCCGCGCAUACCAGAACGCCAAAAAGCUUGGGACCAAUGGGAAUGCAAUAAUUGUCUAGAGUCACGGCCUACAGUAGUGGGUUCCCCAGCCAUCAUUCCUAGGUGUAUUGACUUUGAAAAGCAAAAUUCACCUACAGCUGACCCAUUCUUAAAACCACACGAAUUAGACAGGGCACCUUCUAAACUUAAAGAAGAAGUGCCAGUAGACCCAACUAUCCCAGACAUAACGAACUGGACUACUGAAGAAGUGUAUGAAUACUUUACAAAACAUUUUCCAGAGGCUGCACCAAUCUUGAAAGAACAGGAAUUUGAUGGUCAAGCCCUGAGCAUGGCGCGUCGGGCUGAUAUCGUCAGGGGUUUAGGAUUGCCAUUGGGCCCAGCCCUGGCGUUAUAUCGAAUCGUGGUCAAAUUACAAACAAGAAAAGACGAUUGGACUAUGUGCUGGGGCUAGACAAUAUUUUAUAUAUUUUAAUAAUUUUAGUGUAAUAAACUCUCAGUAUUUUUA
Messenger RNA from Ostrinia furnacalis (Asian corn borer), 1846 nucleotides. Its product is annotated as histone-lysine N-methyltransferase 2D. Bases 182 to 1792 code for a protein of 536 amino acids. Lineage: Eukaryota; Metazoa; Arthropoda; Insecta; Lepidoptera; Crambidae. Gene Ontology annotation, biological process: negative regulation of DNA-templated transcription. Gene Ontology annotation, cellular component: nucleus. Gene Ontology annotation, molecular function: histone binding; chromatin binding; DNA binding. The record is from RefSeq and is a predicted model, not a curated record. The transcript has 6 exons.